GCCGACCCUUAAAUUCGAUGCGCACCGAAACAGAAUCGGACCGAUGACUUCGGUGGAAACCGCGGACCUACGCCGCGCUAGAUGCGAAUUAAUACCUCGGUGGAAACUAGACCACUGACGUGAACUUGCGCAAUAUAACAGCCAAUCAAAUUUAGGUACAGUUUACCUCGUCGCAUCGUCCCUCAGUGGCUUCACUCCCCUCGCCUAAACCACGAAUUUAUGCUCGGUCUCUAUUUUUCUAUUCGUGGUUAUAUUGUCGUUUAGGAAUCACAUGUAUUAUUGUUAAGCAUGGCGGUUAUUUCUAAUGUCCAAGAUGUUCGUGAAAUUACUAAAAUAGAGCGUAUUGGUGCUCAUUCUCACAUUAGAGGUUUAGGACUAAAUGAUAGUUUAGAGCCUCGUAAUGUAUCCCAAGGUAUGGUUGGCCAGCUUAUGGCACGUCGGGCUGCUGGUGUUAUUCUAGAGAUGAUAAAAGAUGGCAAAAUAGCAGGUCGUGCGGUUUUGUUAGCUGGACAACCUGGCACAGGAAAAACAGCUAUUGCUAUGGGAAUGGCACAAGCCCUAGGCAUAGAUACCCCUUUCACAUCAAUGGCUGGUUCUGAAAUUUAUUCUUUAGAAAUGAGUAAAACAGAAGCUUUAACUCAGGCCAUUAGAAAAUCUAUCGGAGUCAGAAUCAAAGAAGAGACAGAAAUUAUAGAAGGUGAAGUUGUAGAGAUCCAAGUCGAUAGGCCAGCAACUGGGGUUGGAGUAAAAGUUGGCAAAUUAACAUUAAAAACAACUGAGAUGGAAACAAUAUAUGAUUUAGGAAAUAAAAUGAUUGAUUGCUUAAUGAAAGAAAAAGUACAAGCUGGCGAUGUUAUAACAAUCGAUAAAGCAACAGGGAAGAUCAAUAGACUUGGACGUUCCUUUACUAGAGCUCGAGAUUAUGACGCAACUGGUUCACAAACGCGUUUCGUACAAUGUCCCGAAGGUGAAUUGCAAAAGCGCAAGGAAGUUGUUCACACAGUGACUUUACAUGAAAUUGAUGUAAUAAAUAGCAGAACUCACGGAUUCUUAGCGCUGUUCUCCGGAGAUACUGGAGAGAUUAAAUCAGAAGUACGAGAUCAAAUAAACGCUAAAGUUGCCGAAUGGCGGGAGGAAGGUAAGGCAGAAAUCGUGCCAGGUGUAUUGUUUGUCGAUGAGGUACAUAUGUUGGAUAUCGAGUGUUUUUCGUUUCUUAAUCGAGCAUUGGAGAAUGAAAUGGCUCCAGUUGUGAUCAUGGCAACAAACAGAGGUAUUACGAGAAUCAGAGGCACAAAUUAUAAGAGUCCUCAUGGUAUUCCGAUUGAUUUAUUGGAUCGUAUGAUUAUUGUUCCAACAAGCCCAUAUCAAGAGAAAGAACUGAAGGAAAUUUUGAAAAUAAGAUGCGAGGAAGAAGAUUGUGAAAUGGCUGAUGAUGCCUUGACAGUGUUAACGAGGAUCGCUUUGGAAACGUCACUAAGAUACGCGAUACAAUUAAUUACGACAGCUUCUCUAGUUAGUCGCCGAAGAAAGACUACAGAAGUCAGUAUUGAAGACGUAAAACGUGUCUAUUCUUUAUUUAUUGAUGAAAAUAGAUCUACGCAAUUUCUCAAAGAAUAUCAAGAUGAUUUUAUGUUCAAUGAAUUCUCUGUUUUAACUGGGGAAAAUAUGGAUGUUUCUCCAUAGAGAUAUUAAAAAAGUACAUAAAUCGAAUUUUUUUACUAAGUUCUAUAUAUUUUGCAAUAUUCAUUGACAUUUAUAAUUACAAAGAUUAAUAAUAACAAGAAUUUUUAUUAAAUAUAAAAAUAAUUGAAACAUCUCUUAAUACUAUUUCUCUAUGAUACUUAUUAGCGCAAGUAUUAUUCUUAUAUGUUAAUUAUAUAUUAACAAGAAAUUUAUCAAAAAUAAAUGUUUUGCAUUAUUUUUUCUAUCUCUUAAUAAAUAAAUUUAAAUAUAUGUUUUACAAUUUACAAUUUUAGUAAAGUGGAUGUAACAUUUCCACGUAUACUUAGAUAUAUAAAACCACUUAUAAUAAUAUAUAAUACCACUUAUUAGUUUUGAUUUAACAUCUUGUGGAUAAUAAUACAUUUUUGAUAAUAAAGGUAUAAUUAA
Formica exsecta is the source of this 2109-nucleotide messenger RNA. RefSeq names its product ruvB-like 2 (gene rept). Gene Ontology annotation, biological process: chromatin remodeling; regulation of transcription by RNA polymerase II; box C/D snoRNP assembly. The record is from RefSeq and is a predicted model, not a curated record. Gene Ontology annotation, molecular function: ATP hydrolysis activity; ATP binding; DNA helicase activity. Gene Ontology annotation, cellular component: NuA4 histone acetyltransferase complex; R2TP complex; Ino80 complex. The transcript has 7 exons. The coding region runs from base 289 to 1683 and encodes 464 amino acids. Lineage: Eukaryota; Metazoa; Arthropoda; Insecta; Hymenoptera; Formicidae.